Messenger RNA from Pseudophryne corroboree (corroboree frog), 2074 nucleotides. RefSeq names its product platelet derived growth factor subunit B (gene PDGFB). Gene Ontology annotation, biological process: positive regulation of phosphatidylinositol 3-kinase/protein kinase B signal transduction; positive regulation of protein autophosphorylation; platelet-derived growth factor receptor signaling pathway. Gene Ontology annotation, cellular component: membrane. The transcript is spliced from 7 exons. The record is from RefSeq and is a predicted model, not a curated record. The coding region runs from base 343 to 1068 and encodes 241 amino acids. Gene Ontology annotation, molecular function: platelet-derived growth factor receptor binding; growth factor activity. Lineage: Eukaryota; Metazoa; Chordata; Amphibia; Anura; Myobatrachidae.
CAGACACUUUGAUACUGGAGUCAGUGGCUGUGGAUCAGCUCAUCUGCUCUGGAAGGGAACUCUAGACUUGCUGCUCCAGGAUCUCGCAUGACAGUCUGGGUCACUGCUGGAAUAUUGAUGCCACCUAUCUGCUUUCCAUGUUCUUUGCUCCCUGCUCCAUAACACCUUGGCAUUUUAUCUAACACAGCAUCCACCCUACAGACUUUGGAUUAAGGAGUCCUCUUUUCUUUUGGGGAGGGGUAUCCCCUGCUUGAAGGGUGCCAGCCUCCCUCCCAUUCACUGCCUGCGCAGACCUGACAGCUGCUAUAUACAUGUUCCACACACUGUACCGUGGACUACAGGAUGAAUUUUGGGGGUUUGCUAAUGUCUGUGUGGUUCCUGCAGGCAAUUCGUGCUGAGGGGGACCCCAUUCCAGAGGAGAUGUACAAGAAACUCACAGCAGGAUCUGUGAAGUCUGUGGCAGAUAUACGAAGGUUGCUGCAGAUAGAUUCCGUAGAUGAAGAGGAGAAUGUGUACGAAUCAGCUAAAAAUGGAACACGAAGGCCACUUGGUGGCAAUUCCAGCCACUCCCGGGUCAUACGCAGCAUAGAUGCUGAAGUAGCGAUGAUUGCACAGUGCAAAACAAGAACCGAGGUGUUUGAAAUCACCCGCCAGCUGGUGGAUCCAACCAAUGCUAACUUCCUAGUUCAGCCGCCAUGCGUAGAGGUGCAGAGGUGCUCUGGGUGUUGCUACUCGCCGAGCAUAAAAUGUGUUCCAGUUCGCACUCGCAUUCGCUACGUCCAGGUGAAGAAAAUUGUGAUACAGCGAUCUAAGAAGACAACUAUACUUGUCCCUAUUCCUCUAGAAGACCAUGUGGAAUGCAGCUGUCAGUCUGUCAGUCCCCUGUCUGUAAGAAGUCAGCACCAUCACCAUGAACACAGGAGGGUUGCAGAUGUAACUGUAACUACGCCACCUCCACCCCCUGUCACUCGGAAAGAGGAGCCUCUACCCCGGCAUUUAAAGAGGAAAAAUAGAAAGUUCAAACAUCUUCCCAGCAAGAAGGAGCAGAGAGAUCUCCUGGCCACGUAGUGUAUGUGGAAAUGGUUCUCGAUAUCUGCCACUGAGCAGGAUACACAGAGAAAGAAGUUUGACCCCUAUGGGGUCCUUGGACUCAUUCUGACCGCAUGCUUCAAUUGCCGGACUUGGCGCUGGUGCUUUAUAGAGACAAUAAAAAACUGUACCCCAUCUCUACCUGCUACCCCUCACUGGAUAUCACCUAACAGACACUGAAAUCUGCUUCCUUGGCUGCAACAAGUUUAAAACCACUAACUACCGAAUUUUGUCCAAAUAUUAAGUGUUGGUUUUCAGGGGUAGAGGGAAAGGUAGGGGAAAUACAAAGCCCCUCUUGAACUCACUGGAUGUAUUUUGUCACCUUAUUUAAUGUAGUUUAUUUUGUAUUUUUAUAAAUAUAUAUAAAUAUAUUCCUAUUUUUGUACAAAGCUGUUUCCUUUGCUCAGAUUGCACGAGGCAGGACAGAGACUGGAAAAUGGAAAUGGGAUUGCAUUCUUAGUAUUACCCCCCCCCCCCCCCCCCCUCCAGUUGCUAUGUACUUUUACAAUGUCGUAUACACUGAGAAGGAAGAUCACAGGCCAUAUAUACUAAGCUUGCUUCUGUUCUAAGCUGAUGGACUGUGCCAUGGGGAGAAAAUGUGUGGUUAACCAACUGUUUGUCAGACCACAACUUCCAGCACAACAGAAGUUGCAGUUCAACAACAGAUGGAGAAUCACAUGUUACCUAAUGUUGUCUGAAAUAUGCAGUGUUCUUACCAUUUAGGAUGGCAAACAUUGGAUACAUUGAGGCCAUCCUUGAACUUGCUUAACCCUUCUCUCCCUUAUUGUCCUCCAAUAGUCAUCAAUGAGCUGUUUCACUGUUUCCCAUUUCUCUAAAUUAUUUGCACACAGCUCUGCCUGUCAAUAAAAGAAAAACCCUAAAAAAUAUUGGUCUAUUAUGUAAAGUAAUUUAUAUGCAGUAUUUAAAUUGUACAAAGAAAAAAAACAACCAAAUCUUCAAUUUGUAUUAAAACCCAAAAAAACUA